Strigops habroptila (Kakapo) is the source of this 3608-nucleotide messenger RNA. RefSeq names its product centrosomal protein 126 (gene CEP126). Gene Ontology annotation, cellular component: midbody; ciliary base; centrosome. Bases 70 to 3480 code for a protein of 1136 amino acids. The record is from RefSeq and is a predicted model, not a curated record. The transcript has 11 exons. Lineage: Eukaryota; Metazoa; Chordata; Aves; Psittaciformes; Psittacidae. Gene Ontology annotation, biological process: cytoplasmic microtubule organization; mitotic spindle organization; non-motile cilium assembly.
CUGAGCGGCCCGGCGCCCGGCACUGAACGCGGCCCGCUGCAGUGUGAGGCGGGAGGCCCGAGCUGCUGCAUGGAGCCCUGCGGGACGGGCGGCGGGGCGGCGCGGGGGCAAACGCCCCCCGGAGGACCCCAGGACAGCGCGGGCGGGAGGUGGCAACCUACUGCCGCGGAUAGAGCUUUAACAUUUCAUUUUGAACAAGAUUUAGCAGAAGAACGCCGGGCAUUGAAAGAAGAUCAAAAAGUAUGUCGGAGUAGGGCACAGAAAUAUUCGAUAGAGACAAACAGAAGAAGAAGAGCCUUUGAAGAAAGACAGAAGCAAGCGGAAGAAAAAGAACAAAGAUUUAGAGAACAAGUUCUGCAGCAAAGGAAAAUUAAACUUCAGGAAGCAACUGAGAAGUUCCAGCGUGCUCAUCUGCCUUUUUCUCAGCGCAAGCAAAUAGUCCCGCUAGUCCAGACAAAAGCAGCCUUUCAGUUAGAAGAAGCUCUUGAACAAAUUAAAGGAUCAAUUUUAACACCAGGACUGUGCUUGCCCAGCAGAAACAAAACCAACUUCAGAACCACAGAUGACACUUCAUCCUCAUCAGCAUCUAGAAACGGUUCUUGCCACCAGAAGCAGAUUUCAGCAAUGGUUGGCUGGGAUAAAACAAUACAAGAGAGCAGUAGAAAAAACAUGGAUAGUAACCAACUUCUCUUCCAGAAAAAUCUGAAAGAAAUGCAACAGCUCCUUGAAAAACAACAUCUCAACAAUGUGGAGAAUUUUCAUGAAGAAGUCAAGAAAACAGAUGAUUCAGAAAGCGUGUUAAGCCUCGACAGUCUUGAGGCUGGAGAACAAAGUGGAAAUUACACAACACAGAGUGAAUCAUCUUUGACUACACAGUAUGACUGUACCCUCUACACUCCAGAAAAAUCACAGAAUAGGAAUAAUGGUUUGCUUUAUACAGCUCAAAGUACUUCUAAAAAUAUGCAUCUAAAUAAUUGUCUGAGAAACGUAGAUUCACAAUACUACCACAACUUACCUGCUCAUGAUCUUUUAGCUGAACAUAAUGUUCUAACUCCUGCUGAACAUUUAAACACUUCAGAAGAGGAAUCAUCUGCUUCUGACAGAUCUGGAAAAAAAUCUUCAGAGUUCUCUACCUCUGGUAAACAAGAAAUCUCUGUAAGCAAUGUGUUUAGUUUUCUGCAAAAUAUAAAAGAAGAAAGCAGCAAGCCGCCUUCUGGAACUCCUUACACAUUAGCCACUGGUCAUCCUGUUUUGAAUCCCAGCAAAACCUGGGCCAACUCUGAUUCUAUUCCAGGAGAAGGAGUUCAGGAUCUGAUGCAAGAUCAGAGUUUUAAAAUGACCCCACAAAAAAGAAAUGUAUCUGUGCAAACAUCUAGUCAACCUAUUGCAACAUGUCUAAUCUCAUUUCCUAACCAAGGAUGUUCCACUGGCAUUCCCAGCACAGCUGAUACAUUACCAAAAGACAAAAACAUCAGUAUGGAGUUUUUAAAAAAUAUCUCAGGAAAAAUUACUGAAACAGAAGAAGAAAAUAUUAAAGGUAUUGGUUACAUUAAUCCAGGAUUGUCUUUAUUUCAGGAUGUACCAAAUGCCUCAGUUCUGUGCAAUGUUAAGCAACAGAAUAACAAAGAGGAAGAAAAGGGAAAUAUGCUUGAAACUGUAUCACUGAUGUCUGGUACAGAGUUCAGUUCUGGCACUCCUGCACAGCACAAAACCCUGAAAAACAAUAUUCUUGAAAGAAAAAGAGCAAAGUUUCUUGGAAGUAUCUUAAAGAAGGAUUCUAAAUAUGAACCUAGUCAUUUCAAAGCUGUGGUUAUGAACCAGGGGAUCAGUUUUGGAACGCAACCCAUGUCUUCUAUCAGAGACAGUUUAGAACUGGCAAAAAUCAAAAAGAAAAGUGCAGAAAAUGAAAAAUACAAUAGAAAGAUUAAAUGGUGUGAUCAAAUUAACCAGGUAAUAAUAGAAAAUAAUGAAAAAUGCUAUGAAAAAAACACCAGUGAAAUAUCUUCUGCACAGCUGCAAUAUGUUCAAACUAUAAAUAAUGCUCCUAAGACUAAUUUAAGUAUUGUUGCUCAAUCUUCAAACCCCAUGUUCAUAAAAAAUCACCAGGAAAACUCUCAUAUAUCAAAACCAAAUGUUCAUACUGAAGAAUCAAAUAAAGAGUGCGCCUCUCUGAGUAUAUUUAUGUCUACUGGAUCUGUUUCUGCUAAAAAAGCUUGGAUGGUACCAAAUGAUGAAGAAAGUAAACUCCCAGUAUGUAGUAAUAAUUCUAAGACUAAUGAAGAUAAUCAACUGAAAAAUAGGGCAAAAAUAGCUAGAACGAUAUCUGUAAGAGCCCAGCCAAGAUUUAUGCCCAAGAAGAGAACAGGCACUAUAAUCCAACCACAGCUGGCCACAGAAACCAGCAAAACUCAGAAAGUUCCAGGGAAAUUUCUAGCACCUCACCCACCAUCCACACCUCUGCCAGGAAGCAGAAGUGGUGAAAAUGCAUCCAGCCCUGGGUGUCAGCCACUCCUGCCUUCAAGUCUUCCAGCAACCACUACAAGCAGGAAUGAUUUAAGUGAGAGGCAUGUGGUGUUAGCAAAUCAGGUUUUAAAUAGAAACGGUACAGAAUACAGUCAGAGUAUUACUUGUCACUCUGACUUGGCUGCUGCGAUUUCUACACCUGGCUGCAGCACGGCCAAGCACGGACCUUGGGAAAAAAAUACUUGUUCUGUAAAUAAUGUUCAGACAAGCGCCUGUCAGGGUCAUUCAAUAACCUGCACUGGAAGAAGACCUGUUAACACAGAAAAUGGAUUACAUCUCCAUCAGAUCCCAGCAGCUGGAAAAACAAGUACCUACUGGCAAGGAGCACAUAGUCCCCAAACUCCAAAAGACUCUGCUACUGGCGUUGCUCCUGUUACAAGACAAACGCAUGUUUUCGACAACCAUGAAAAUAAACAUAGAGUUUUUUCAGAACACAGAAGACAAAGUAUAGCUUCUAAAAGAUGGAAGCCCACUCAUCAUGUACAGAAUUCACUCUAUACUGUCCAGCUGAGUCCUGUUCAAUCUGCUUUUGAUCCAGUACAAAAUAGGAAUAACACCUACAAGUCUAAUGAAGCUUCAGAGAGCACCAUUCAGUUUCUCAUUGCAGAAAAACUAGCAAGCGGAUCCCUUGCAGAGGAUGAAAUCCUGGCAGCCUUGGGAAGUGUGCAACCAGCCAGCUGGUCCGUACUGCCUAACAGGGCUCCGUGUCCAGGCAUGAGUGGACUUUCAGUAGAAGAACUGAAGAUUUUCCAGUCUCUUGAUUAUCUCAAUCAAAGGCUACGAAAUGUUCAAGAAGCCAUUACUAGAAACCUGUCUGCUUCAAAUGUUUUGCAGAUAAUCACCCCUUUAAGUGUUCAGCAGUGUAUCUCCUCCCCUUUGGCACACACAGCGACAGCAUCCCAGCAGUACCACAAUGCCUCAGGUAGCCAUCGACUGCAGUUGUAUAGAAGAUUCUGACAGUCUUUGCUCCAGGAUAUUGCAUCUUGAUGUACUUUCUAUGUAAUGUGUGUACCAUCUGACACCAUAAAAUUAGCAACAAAAUAAAGACGAAAGCAGUAAAACAAAUAAUGGAAGUCAAUUUACUG